UUGAGAACUUCUUCUUGUCAAUGAUAAAGCUAUGAAAAGUCAAGAGAGAAUAUUUUCCCGCCAAAAUUUCAAUUGCUAAUAUCUCGAAAACAAGCACGGUGACCUUUAUAAUUUUUUUGCUCUUUGGAUUUCUUUAUUAAUCCUCUACCUAUAUAAACUAGUGUUUUGAAAAGUUAAUUACUUUGAAACUGAGAAGCGAACUCCCUUAAAAAAAGACGUUUUUUUUUAAUUAAGACACUAAUAUAAUUUCUUCAUUACCUUAAUACCCUGCUAAUUAAUAUAUGAUAUUCCUUUGAUUGUAUGAUCAAAUUAAUACAUUCUUUUGAUUGUGUGAUUAUUGGUUGAUUAUUAACUAAUCAACUUGUUUAAUCAUAUUAUUACAUUUUUAUUGUUGUUAUAUACUAUGCAAGCAGAUGAUGAAGAUGACAGUAUCCAUGCUUCAUUCAACGUAGAGCUGCCUUUUGAUAUUCCUUCUGACGUUGAAGAAGACAACAUUGCAGAUGACUCAGUUUACGACGAUGAUGAAGAUGUUCCAGCUGGCCCAGUCACAUACACUGUCAUUGACAAUGCAACACAGCGAGGGAAGCCCAAACUGGUAGACAACAUUGGAUUUUCAUACACAUUGAAGAGAGAGAAGAAUGGUGCUAGAACCUGGUGGUGUUCUGUCAGGAACAAGACUACACACUGUGGUGUUAUAGUACAUGAGAAAGACGGUGUCUUCAUUCCUCCUUCCAUACAGCACAACCACACAGCUGUACCUGGUACCCUGACAGCUACAAAAAUCAAAGUGACGACAGCCUACUACCAGAAGGACACGGUGUAUAAGUUUGUCAAGAAUCUCAUGGCCUUACCAUUUCUACCAGCAGAACACAUCCCUUCUACCUUUGAAGACAUUGCCACCAAAGCAAAAUCCGCCAGAACCAAAGAGCUUGCCGAAUACGUUAAGAACACUUGGCUGUCAUCAACCGUUUGGCUCGUACCAUCGUGGAGUAUCUUCAUGAGACCAGUAAGAACCAACAACGAUGUAGAAGGGUGGCAUAGACGUAUUAACGACAAGGCAGUAGAGUGCAACAAACCUUUUUAUGAACUACUAGAACUACUCCAUACCGAAACCACUAAGGUCCCAAUGCAGGUGAAACUUAUCAGUGAGGGCAAGCUUAAAAGGUGUCAACGAAAGAAGGUUCGAGCAGUCCAGGGAAAGGUAUUCGCUUUGUGGGAACAGAACACCACCCACUCCAUCACAACAGCAGAACUUCUGAAACAGACCAUGCGUUUGAAUGGCCCUGUACCAACACCAGAAAACACCGACCAGUAAAUUGAUAAUUGAACAUGAACUAUUAGUGCGACCAUUAGUGCUUCUUGAAUGUUUAUUUUUCUAUAUGUAACAAUAGUGCCAAUUAUUAUGUAACAAUAGUGCCAGUUAUUAUGUAACAAUAGUGCCAGUUAUCUUUGAAAACAUUAUUGUAUUAAUGUAAUACCAUGUGAAGUCUUAAAUGUAAUAAGAUGUUAUAGAUGUGAACAAAUAAAAAUUAAAAUAUAUAUCCUUUGUUAUUCUGCCAGUACUACCAUUGACCAUUCACAAUUCCAUUAUUCACAAUACAGAUGGACAGUCAAUCUCAUAACUCAUAAGUAGAGAUAAAUUAAAGAAGGUUCUGCUAUCACUACCAUUACGUAUACUGGCUAUUCACAAUACCAUUAAAACCAUAGAUCAAAUCAAAUCAAAUCAAAUCAUUUUAUUGGUGUAAAAUCCAAAUAUUGGAUUGUUACCAGGACAAACAUGACAAUCAUUACAAACAUAUAAUAUAUCAAUUUAACCAACAUUCAUAUUCUUAUAAGACUAAUAUAAGACUAUAUAUGAACAAGAACAUAAGCACCAUGGCUUUAUAAUAGUAGCUCUAAAGUCACACUGACACAGCAACCAAUUGAUUAUUUACUUUCCAAUGUAUCGUGACUAUAUAUAAAAAGAAUCAUACUUUUAACAUGUUGGUCAUAAACAAUUUACAACUUUUAAAACACACAAAAUUAAUUCUUUUAGUGAAUAAAAUUCCUUUGGGAAACAGAAGAAAA
Mytilus trossulus (common blue mussel) is the source of this 2067-nucleotide messenger RNA. RefSeq lists its product as uncharacterized. NCBI's taxonomy places the organism in Eukaryota, Metazoa, Mollusca, Bivalvia, Mytilida, Mytilidae. The coding region runs from base 404 to 1315 and encodes 303 amino acids. The transcript is spliced from 4 exons. The record is from RefSeq and is a predicted model, not a curated record.